AUGGACCGGCCAUAUUUUCAUAAUUUUCAAGACCAAACAUCUGCAGGUGGUUGUAUUAAUCAAGAUCAAUCGAUUCUUCAUCCGCAGUCUAGUGAUGUCUAUUCCCCUAAUUACUCUAGUAGCGGCGGAGCUGUCCAACAAUCCCCAUAUAUGCAUCAAAGUGCAUUCCUAACCUCCACUCCCAGCCUUAACGUGCAAUCAUUCAAUGGAAUAUCUCCGAUUCCAAAUGGUGUCGCUAGUUCUCACCAAUCUACCGACAUAUCACCACAAACUGCAUCGAUUUCUUCUCGGUCAUCUUUCUCAACUUCGAAUACUUCUUUAGAACAAAGACAUCAACCCGGAUUUUCAUAUUCACGGUCCGGAAGCAAUGGUUCUACUUCACAAUCCCAUUUCCCUGAAGGUUCUCCUUCGACUAGCUCAAUUAGAUCCCAGUUUACACCUUGUAUGGUCUGUGGUGACAAGGCUAGUGGCUACCAUUAUGGUGUUAUAUCCUGUGAAGGAUGUAAAGGUUUCUUCCGAAGGAGUAUUCAAAAGCAAAUUGAAUACAAGUGUCUACGCGACGGUAAUUGCUUAGUGGUUCGUCUGAAUCGGAAUCGAUGUCAGUACUGUCGCUUCAAGAAGUGCCUUAAAGUUGGAAUGUCCAAGGACAGCGUUCGGUACGGUCGUAUGCCACGGCGUUGUACUUCCCCUGAUCCGUCUUCAACCGGAGCUAGCAACGGAAAUUACCAACGCCCAACGUCUUCAAUCGGAAGUCCGCCACAGUUGACGCAGCAGUCUCAACAGCAGCAACAAUUAGUUCCCACAUUACCAACUCCUUCCGAUUUCUCCAAUGCUAUACUCUCCGCCUGUCGCAAACCGCCGUCUCCUGAAUUCAAACCCUUCACCCAAAUGAUCAUUAAUAUUACAAAACUGCACUACCAACAUUGUCUCUUCUCGGACUUGCGUAUGAAAGAGGUCCCAAGAGUCGAGUUUAAUUUGAUGAUGAAAAGUGAAGGCUUUCAAUCUCAACACUUGGAAAGGAAUCGUCUCUACAUGCAUGAAAAAUUGAGCGAACUUCUGGGAGUUCAUAUACAGAGUGUUGUCGAGUUCGCGAAGAAUUUGCCUCACUUCAGCUCUCUCUCCCAACCCGACCAACUUGCUCUACUCAAGGGGUCCUUUCCUGAAGUGUGGAUUGUGCAAUCUGCUCGAUUCAUCGCCUUCAGCGAUUUCAAAAUGACCAUGUAUAAUGGGGCCACUAUUAAAAGAGAGGAAUUGGAGUUUGUAUAUGGGCGCUAA
Rodentolepis nana is the source of this 1275-nucleotide messenger RNA. The record is from the annotation of a GenBank genome assembly. Lineage: Eukaryota; Metazoa; Platyhelminthes; Cestoda; Cyclophyllidea; Hymenolepididae.